UAAGUAGAUUUAUUAUCACUUCGAAUGUACCAACGUGGGCCUGUUUUUUGGAGUUUGGUGAAGUAUUUUUCCACGCUUUGGCUGCGUAGUUACCGACGGACUUAAGACCUGGAGUGCGUAUUUCACCUGGGGAUGUGGCUUUAUUGUUAUCAUUUUAAUUAUUUUACUACUCAGUGAAAAGCUUUCUUGCUGAUGUGAGGGCAAGCCAUCAUUGACCAUGUCUUUAGCUCGCCUCACUCGGCCACUUUUAAGGUUCUAUUAUCGAAAUCCUAGACUAACUAUACUUGGAAUAAUUAUAUUGGUUGUGUGUUUGACGACAUUGGGUUUUCCUGGUUCGUCUCCUAAAAUUGGAGACAAAUUAGAAGGACUUAGAACUCUGUAUUCCGGUAAGACCUCGAAGCCCAAAGUUACGAACAAUGACUAUGCUAUUCCCUCCAAAGAAUAUCAUUUCGACGAGGUCAAAGUUGACUCGAGUUUGUUUGGUGGAGAGAAAUGUCUGAUGCUGGAUUAUGACCCAUACAGUAAGGCCAUAGCUUCACUGCAAAAGGAUCUUGGCAAACUGGCUUGUUCUGGUCGGGAAGCCACCAAGUUGCAAGGUCAUGUUUUGCAUGUGAAAGGUGUUGGCCUCCAGGAAGUGACGUAUCAGUCUAUUCUGCCAUCUAAGGAUCCUAAAGUGGGAUUCCGUCUUGGUGAUCGUAUGUCUGUGGUUAUGGCCCAAGUGCAGCUUACUCCAGGGCACUCUGGUUCCAUCUCUCAUUUUCUUGGAAAGUGUGUCCAUACUCUUGGUUCACAAACCAGAAGUGGAACACAACUUGUCCUCUAUGAUGAGUGUGGCCAGGACAAGAUUGAGUUUCUCAUGGAAGAGGAUGGUACAAUCAGGCACAAAAUUACUGGAAAGUGUGUUGGCCCAAAAGAAGAAAUAGCAGAGACAAACAAAGGAGUUGUGUUGAUUGACAGGUGUGAUGACUCGACCCGUUUUAAGGGGUUGGACAAUGGUUUCCUCCAGCACAUGUCAAGUGAGAUGUGUGUGCACUUCCAGUCAAUGGAUUUAUCACCACCUAACGAUGUACCAUUGGUGUUUUAUCCUGAUUGUGAAAAAAAUUGGAAACAGAGAUUUGGAUGGGCAUCUGACUUCAGUAAAGGCAAAUCUCGAAGUACAGACACCAGUACAGAUGUAUCUGAGGAGUUUAUCAAAGUCAGUGUACAGUACGCUGAAGAUUUGCCAGGAAAUGUUGAGUCGGAGUACCACAUGCAAGUUUCACCUAAAUUUGACUUAAAGGAACCCAAAGAUAUUGUCAACAAGCCAAAUGUACUAGUUUUCAUGCUCCACUCUGCCUCAUUUUCACAUUUUAGGAGGAAAAUGCCCAAAACCUUUGCCUUUUUGAACAACCUUGCUGGGAAUGUAUUCUUCAAAGGAUUUUCAGUGUUUGAUGAGAGUACAAAAUCCCAAUUGUCAGCAUUGUUCUCCGGGAUACCUCACAACAAAAUAAUGGAGUUUAAUAAUGUCGAUGCAUUGCCAUGGCUACACACCUUGCACAAGGAAAAGGGCUAUGUUACGUUGAUGACGGAAGAUAAGCCCUGCUCUCCUAUGUUCAGUGACACACUCUGUGAUUUUGAGAAUGCUCCAGUAGAUCACUUUGGCUCUCCGUUCUGGGCAGCAGCUCAUAAGACGUACAGCCCUGGACAGAACACAUUCUGCCUGGGCACCCGAGCCAUCCAUAACUAUACCCUUGGCUACAUCCGGGACUUCAUGACCGUCUACAAGGUCCUCCCAAAGUUUGGAAUGGUCCUGUUUUCCGAGCUAAGCUCCUGGAACGCCAAUGGUUUGGGAUACUUGGAUGAGGAUUUUGCCAGGUUUCUGGCCUGGAUGAAGUUGGAAGGGCAUUUGGAUAAGACUGUUUUAACGAUAUUCAGCGACCACGGCUCUCGACAUACAUCUUCUCGUAGCACCCUUCAAGGCAAGCUUGAGGAGCGGAAUCCCUUCUUAUCGAUUACAAUUCCCCCUAAAGGACCCCAACGAUUGAUUGACGCGCUGCCGACACUGAGGAAGAACUCCAAGAACCUUGUGACCGCUUAUGACGUGUAUGCCACUUUGCGAAGAAUCGAGCCCACGAUACCCAAACGUGCAGGGGGCCUGGGGGAAAAUCUGAUGGAGCCGUUGAAAAAGGAGAGUCGUACUUGCGAGGGUUUGGAGAUUCCUCCACAGUGGUGUCCUUGUCUUUCUGUCAAAGCAGCCGAUUCUACCCAGCCGAAAAUCAUUGAAGCUGGCAAGAAAAUCAUAGAAAGCGUAAACCAGAUUCUCAGUAAAAAUCCUGAAAUGACAGAAAAGUGUUCGAAGGUGGAAUUUGGGAAAAUCAAACUCGCAACCAAGUUGACCCCAUACGAGGCUGUCUUGAAGUUCAAGUGGUCCAAAGCAGCAGGAAAAUGCACCGGGUGCGAACCAGUGUACGGAAAGAAACCGGAUGAUAUGUUUUAUGUGCUUUAUGUGGACUCGAAGCAAGGGGCUUCUUUUCGAGCGAUUGUCAACAUCGCUGGCAAAAACACACAUGUCCACCCGCAUAUUGUUAAUGUUAAAUCAAAAGAUAAGUCUUGCUGGAAGAAAAGCGAUAACUGGCAAGUCUGUGUUUGUAAGUAAGACUUCACUCACAGAUUGCAAUCAUCCACAUUCCUCGGGUUCUAGCUAGACCGUACAUUUCAUUAGCUUUUUAACAAACAAGAUCUUAUUUGUGAGUACGUAUCUCCUCUUAUGGAUAGUUGAACGCCAAUUUCUGGUAUGUCCGUAUUUCAUCACAAAAAAAGUGCGUAUGACCCAAGCAGAUCGUAAAGUUGUGUGACUGCUGUUUAUGACACUCUGUGGCGUCUCUAUUACAGGGCGGACGUACAGAAAUGGUACUUUUGUUUUAUGUAAGCAAUUUUCACUGCCCCCCCCCCCCCCCCGCUUUUAAAUAUAACCGAGCAGCAACUGAGAGACCCAGGAAACAGUCAAUAGGCGGGGCCCAAUAGGGGCUUGCUAGACAUAAAAAAUAUCUUUUCAAGGUGGGUCAAUAAUAUGGAGAUGCACAUCAAGUCUUAUAAUAAAAAUAAAAUAAAAAAUUCUACUUGCC
This is a messenger RNA of Nematostella vectensis (starlet sea anemone), 3104 nucleotides long. RefSeq lists its product as uncharacterized. NCBI's taxonomy places the organism in Eukaryota, Metazoa, Cnidaria, Anthozoa, Actiniaria, Edwardsiidae. The transcript has 4 exons. The coding region runs from base 218 to 2635 and encodes 805 amino acids. The record is from RefSeq and is a predicted model, not a curated record.